Messenger RNA from Oryza brachyantha (malo sina), 1259 nucleotides. RefSeq lists its product as uncharacterized. Lineage: Eukaryota; Viridiplantae; Streptophyta; Magnoliopsida; Poales; Poaceae. Gene Ontology annotation, molecular function: protein binding. The coding region runs from base 142 to 1002 and encodes 286 amino acids. The record is from RefSeq and is a predicted model, not a curated record. The transcript is spliced from 8 exons.
UCUCCCCCGCCGCCGAGACGAGCCGAGGAGUUGGAGAAGAGAGCCGAAGCAGAAACCCUAGCGGCGGCGCGGGGGCGCGGCAGCUUCCUCCCCAGCUCGGCUUGCGGGGGAAGGGAGGGCGAGGCAACACAACGCGCCGCCAUGCUCGCCGCAUCGGCUCGGCGGGUGGCGGCUACCGCCGCCGCCGCCUCGUCGUCCCAUUCCAAGCUCGCCAACCAGCUCGCCCACUCGCUGAAUCCGCAGCGGUGGAUCCACGACCGGAACAAGAGGGCGAUGGAGCUGGUGGCUAAGGGGUGGAGUGCCCUGCAAGAGGUUGAUCGUGUCAUCGAUUACGCCGACCGCAACGACAAGCGCCUGAUCCCACUUCUCAGGGGUGCAAAGGAAAAUUUUGAGCUGGCUCUAGAGAUUGACAAUAUGAACACUCAUGCGAGAUUAUGGCUUGCGAAGAUGCAUUUCAAGUAUCAUGUUCCUGGAGCUUGUAAGGCCAUCGGUGCUGCUUUGUUGAUUGAAGCUGCAAACAUGGGCGAUCCAGAUGCACAGUAUGAACUUGGAUGCCAUUUAAGAAUUGAGAAUGACUAUGUUCACUCCGAUCAACAGGCUUUUUAUUACAUUGAGAAAGCUGUUGACCAGUUGCAUCCUGGUGCUUUAUAUCUUCUAGGUGCUGUAUAUUUAACUGGAGACUGUGCUAAGAGGGACAUAGCUUCAGCAAUGUGGUGUUUCCAUAGAGCUUCAGAAAAGGGACACUCUGGAGCUGCAAUUGCAUAUGGAUCACUUCUAUUAAAAGGUGCUGAAGUACCUGAGGUUAUUACCAGGUUCAACUCGGGUAAGAGUCCAUCAACUGGAAAGAUGCGAAAGAGGCCCGUACAGCAGGAUCCAGUAAAGCUAGCAAAGGAGCAGUUUCAGAUUGCAGCAGAAGCUGGAUGUGAUCUCGGUUUGCGGUGGUUGAAGAGGCUCGGGGACUAUGAGAGUCAACAAGAACAGCUCAAGCAAAUCCAGCAAUGACCACCUUCUAUAUAAUCCUGCUUCGCUUUGGCAUUGCUCUAUGUGGACAUGCGUUUGACAUACAAAUGAUAUAGAUAGACCGUCAGAUUUUUCAAGACUCAACUGUAACCGUGUAGUUGUAUCCGAAGCACGAUGUAAAUUUUGAUGUCUGGUCCUACGCUUUUAGAAGGUAGCCUUGAAUUUGAAUGGAUCUCCUUUCCCUCCUUGGGAUGUUGUCGUACCAGCCGUGUCAUAAGAGGUGAUUGUCAUAUUUGCAA